Molecule: messenger RNA, 2810 nt
Organism: Rosa chinensis
Lineage: Eukaryota; Viridiplantae; Streptophyta; Magnoliopsida; Rosales; Rosaceae
Product: protein FAR1-RELATED SEQUENCE 5-like
Exons: 2
Coding region: 672-2045 (457 amino acids)
Source: RefSeq, a predicted model, not a curated record
AUAUAUAUAUGUUCUGUUAUACCUACAUUAAAUCUACAAACAGAAGAUAACGUACAGAAAUCUAACAAUAAUGACAUUCUGUAAUUAGUAAUUUUCUAAUAGACGAAAAACUCUAUGUAAUUGCUCGGAAGUGUUGAAUGGCUGUGUUUUUAUGUUUGGUAAAUCUGUGCUAUUGUUUAGUUGGAAGUUGUUACAUUGGUAUACAAUUUCUUUAAUAUGUAGGUGAUCUGUUGAAACUAGCAUCGUUAAUUACAUGAGUAUUUUUUUUUUUAAUAACACAUUAUGAUCACUUUUAGGACUCCUCCAUUGUGAAUCUUAACUGAUUGAUGUCUUGUUAUAGUUUGAUCACCAAUCAUGAUACCAAACAGAAGAAUUAAGUUGAUAUGUUAAUAGUGCAUUAUUUUACCAGGUUUUCUCAAUCAAAAGUAUAAAUAACAUGAAGAUGAAAGCAUAGACUUUUGUGUGGUGUGCUUAUAUUUAUAUGUAGUAUUUGAUAUCUGUGAUAUGUUAUUGAAAGUGGAGAACCUUAUUUGGCAUCAAGAGCAUAAUGGUUUAGAUAGGUUAUAGUAUUUUUCUCUUGGAGAAUGGUUUGGGCUAGAAAAUUAGACCAAACAUAAUGUCAAUUGAUUAUGGUUUGUUAAUACUUGGGUAAUAUUUGCAUUGUUGCAGGCAUGGAUGGAUCGUAUGAACCUUCAAUAUCUGAUAUUGGUUUGGUGUCCCAAAGUUCGAUAAAUGGAAGUGACUGUAAUGAAAUGCAAUAUAAGGGAGUUCGAUAUGAUAAGUUGUCUACAGAAGAUCUUAAAGGGCAGAAGUUCAAGACUGUGGAGGAAGCUGAGUCCUUUUACAAUGCUUAUGCAAAGGCCAUGGGUUUUGAUGUUAGAAGUGACUACAAGAGAUUAAGUAUACGCAUAACAGGGAGAGUCACUUCAUUGCGGUUGGUUUGUUCUGCUCAAGGGAAAAGAAGAGAAGAGUACAUGAGUAACAAGAAAAGAGUUCGCAAGCCAAAGAAAGAAACAAGAUUCAAUUGUCCAUGCUUGUUCAAAGUAAGGUACCGUUCGAAUAUUAAUGCCUAUAUUGUUGAUGAUUUCAUAACAAUCCACUCACAUCAUCUUGCACAAGCACAUGAGUUGCAUCUUCUUCGAUCACACAGAUCAGUUGAAGAUCAUCAUUUAGCACUGGCCACAUCUAUGCAGAAAGUGUCUGUUAAGCCUUGUCAUACAUAUGAAUACAUUGUUGAUAGAUCAGGAGGUUUUAAGAAUGUCGGGUUUAUUAUGAAGGACUUGUACAACAAGUUAGAUUCAAGACGUCGAGAAAUUUUACUUGAGGGUGAUGCAGAAAAUGCACUUACAUAUAUGAGAGGCAAAGUUGCCACAGACUCGCAUUUCUACUGCAAGUUUAGCAUAGAUGAAGAUAACAGGUUGGCGAAUAUGUUUUGGAGAGACUCUAAUUCUCUGGUGGAUUAUACUUGUUUUGGAGAUGUCCUGGUGUUUGAUAGUACCUACAAAACCAAUUCUUAUGAGAAGUCGUUAGUGUUGUUUGUUGGUUCAAACAAUCAUUUAUCGACCACAGUUUUUGGUUUUGCAUUACUCAUGGAUGAAACGAUUGAGACUUACACAUGGGUUUUGGAGACCUUUAUAUCGUCUAUGAAUAUCAAAAGGCCUGUUGCUGUUUUGACUGAUGGGGAUGAAGCAAUGCGAAGGGCACUUUCUAAAAAAGAAGGUCAAGAUUUGUCAAAAUUUGCUGCCAACGCGAAAAAAGAAAAUAAGGCUAAGUUCCAAUACUUUGUAUUUGAGAAAUGCGAAAAGUUAUCAUAUACACUUUUAAUUUGUUUAAUUGAGCUUCUCAAACAGAUAUUUCAUGUAGUAACAAUUUAUAGUGUGCAGAUUUUUAUUCCCAUUCUAGAUGAGGGUGUAAAAGGGAACCACUGGUUCCUCAUGGUAGUAAAAAUAAGAAGCAUGGAAGUUGAGAUAUUGGAUAGUUUUCCUAGUUCCGCACGCAAGACUCCACGAGAGAAUCCAGCUGAAGACACUGGACAUGAUAUUUAAUAACGAGAUUAUGAUUCAUUUCGAUGAAGGAUGCACAUUCUCUUCAUUUAAAAUUAUUCAUCCCGAUUGUGUUCCAGUACAAAAAAAUGGAUUCGAUUGUGGUAUUUUUAUGAUUAAAUUCAUGGAGGAUUAUGAGAUUGCAUCCAAAGCAGGGGACAAGUAUCAUUCUGUGAACGAGCGUCUGCGCAUAGCUCUCACCUUGUUGAGGUAUCCGGACAACCAAGCACGCAACAAUAUUGUUGAAGCUAGACAAAGGUAACUGCAAAAAGUUAUAUGCAAGAAACGUGGACCAAAUACAAUGAAGAUAGAUCAAGAUAGCACAGCACGCAGCGAUACUGAUGAAGGUUUGCAAAGGUCUCCAAAGAAAAUGAGGGCAAUCCACGAAAUAGAUGCAGCCAACGUGAACAAGAAAAAAGGUCCUGGUCGGCCUCGUGGAUCAAAGAAUAAACCUAAGAAAUAACUAAUAGCACACACCAAGUUACAACUAGUUACAUUUUAUCAUACUCUUUUGCAAGUUACAUUUGAUUAUUAGAACUGCAUUUCUUUAGGUCAAAGCUUAUAACAGGGUCUUCCUAUUUGGAUUAUCAUCAUCAGUCACCAAUCUCAGGCAUUAUGCUGGGACUACACUGGAACAUGUUAGCCUCUUCCAUCAUGUCAUUGACAGUUUGACACUGUAUGGACCGAAGGCAUGUAGACUGGGUGCUCCUUGUCGUUUUGUUUCAUGAUAAUGCAUUCCAGCUUAGUUUGCCAAAUGUAGAUGGAAAG